AUGGCUAUUCACCCUACAGUUCUGAUCCUUGUGGUCUCUCUUUCCUCACUGAGUCUGGCUGUUGAUGUCGAGACAUUUGUUAAAAUGCAAACCACAUUCGAAAUAUGGGGGUCUUGGAGUUCAUGUUCAGGAUUAUGUGGAAUACAGGGUACUCGGUAUCGAACACGGGGAUGCCAUCACUGGAUUAUGGGAUUUAUGCGUUUUUCAACUGAGUGUCCGAUGUAUGGCAGGGAAACCCAAACUUGCCAGGUUGUUUGCUUACAGUCUAAAACCACCACCUCCUCCGCAGGUGACUGGGGUCCGUGGGGACAAUAUUCGGCCUGUGACAAGACCUGCGGGGGUGGUCUACGGAUAAGAUAUAGGGCCUGCCGCAUCGGUUCAUGCGUAGGAGACUCCUUGCAGUCUUCAUUAUGCAAUGCUCAACACUGUCCUGCAUCGACAACUAUCCCAAGCACCUCAACAACGACUACUGCAGCACCAACAACUACCACAAAUUGGUGGAUAACGUUAACAACUUCUCUUAAACAAGUACACAUGGUCACCGUGAGAAGAUGA
Molecule: messenger RNA, 555 nt
Organism: Saccostrea echinata
Lineage: Eukaryota; Metazoa; Mollusca; Bivalvia; Ostreida; Ostreidae
Product: A disintegrin and metalloproteinase with thrombospondin motifs adt-2-like
Exons: 4
Coding region: 1-555 (184 amino acids)
Source: RefSeq, a predicted model, not a curated record